Molecule: messenger RNA, 11808 nt
Organism: Fundulus heteroclitus (mummichog)
Lineage: Eukaryota; Metazoa; Chordata; Actinopteri; Cyprinodontiformes; Fundulidae
Gene: usp24
Product: ubiquitin specific peptidase 24
Exons: 67
Coding region: 128-7993 (2621 amino acids)
Biological process (GO): protein deubiquitination
Cellular component (GO): nucleus; cytosol
Molecular function (GO): protein binding; cysteine-type endopeptidase activity; cysteine-type deubiquitinase activity
Source: RefSeq, a predicted model, not a curated record
CCAAAUCGUGACAGUCAGCCAGGCUAGCUGCGGCGGCGGCGGACUGUAAACAUGGCGGCGUGCACAGCUACAGGGCUGUGCCGAGCACCGCUGUACUACUAGUGUGAGAAGCGGAGACACCCCAAAAAUGGAGACCGAAGAGGAGCAGCACAUAACGACGCUCCUCUGCAUGGGUUUCCCGGAUCCUGACGUGAUACGGAAGGCGCUCCGGCUGGCGAAGAAUGACAUCAACGAGGCUGUGGCGCUUUUAACGAACGAGAGCCCCGGACUCGGCUAUGGAUACGAGCCGAUGGAGAGCGGGCCUUCCACCGGCUUGGGCACGAGUGGAGACGGGGAAAACACCGGGAGGACGGGGACCAGCGGGUUCGACCCCCCGCCGGCGUACCACGACGUCGUGGACGGCGAGCGAAGCAACGAUGAGAACGGGAACUGCUCGGGAGGCAGCAUGGAGUUCCCCACCACCAACCUGUACGAGCUGGAGAGUCGAGUCUUCACCGACCACUGGUCUAUACCUUACAAGAGGGAGGAGUCCCUGGGCAAGUGCCUCAUCGCCUCCACCUGCCUCGCACGGCACGGCCUCGCGGACGCCGAUGAGAACUGCAAGCGGUUUAUGGAUCGUUGCAUGCCGGAGGCCUUUAAAAAGCUGUUGACCAGCAGUGCCGUCCACAAGUGGGGCACAGAGAUCCACGAGGGCAUCUACAACAUGCUCAUGCUGCUGGUGGAGCUGGUUGCAGAGAGGGUGAAGCAGGACCCUGUGCCCGUAAACCUGAUGGGAGUCCUGACCAUGGCCCUCAACCCUGACAACGAGUACCACUUUAAGAACCGAAUGAAGUCAUGUCAGAGGAACUGGGCUGAGGUCUUUGGAGACGAGGCCAACAUAUUCGCCGUCUCUCCCAGCAACACCUACCAGAAAGAGCCUCACGGUUGGCUGGUUGAUUUAGUGAAUCGAUUUGGGGAGUUGGGAGGAUUCGCUGCCAUCCAGACUAAGCUCAGCUCAGAGGAGAUUGAGAUUGCUUGUGUAUCAGCUCUGGUCCAGCCCCUUGGUGUUUGUGCCGAAUAUCUAAACUCCAGCCUCGUCCAGCCCAUGCUGGAUCCCGUCAUUCACAAGACCAUCACAUAUGUGCAGAACUUGGAGGAAAAGGACCUGAAAGAUAAGCGUCUAGUGAGCAUCCCAGACCUGCUGUCGGCCAUCAAGCUGCUGUGUAUGAGGUUCCAGCGGGAGCUGGUCGCCGUGGUGGACGACCUGCGGUUGGACACGCUGCUGCGGAUGCUCAAAACGCCCCACUUCUCCACCAAAAUGAACUCCCUCAAAGAAGUGACCAAGUUAAUAGAAGAAAGUACAGUGUCAAAAACAGUGAAAAACGCCAUUGAUACAGAUAAACUUCUCGACUGGCUCGUGGAGAACUCGGUCCUGUCGAUAGCGCUGGAAGGUAAUAUUGAUCAGGCUCAGUACUGUGAGAGGAUAAAGGGAAUCAUUGAGCUGCUCGGGAGUAAGCUGUCACUGGAUGAACUCACCAAGAUCUGGAGAAUACAGGCGGGUCAGUCAUCAACGGUGAUAGAGAACAUUCACACAAUAAUCGCUGCUGCUGCUGUGAAGUUCAGCUUCGAUCAGCUCACCCACCUCUUCGUCCUCAUACAGAAGAGCUGGGAGGUGGAGAGCGACCGUGUUAGGCAGAAGCUGCUCAGUCUGAUUGGGAGAAUAGGCAGAGAAGCUCGCUCUGAAACUACUACAGGAAAGGUGCUAGAGGUGCUGUGGGAGCUGGCUCACCUCCCCACCCUGCCGACCAGUCUAGUUCAGCAGGCGCUGGAGGAGCACCUUGGGAUUCUCAGCGAUGCCUAUGCUGUCAAGGAGACUGUGAAACGCAGUUACAUCAUUAAAUGUAUCGAAGACAUCAAGAAGCAUCACACUCAGGAGGAGGAUAAAGGCAGCAACACUCACAGCUCAUUUCAUGUUGGCACUUGGCACAAGAAGAAAUCUAACUCAUUGGCUAAAGCUUCUCAGCAUAGCACCCCUCAGGCAGUCUGGGUGGUUCCAGCUCUACGGCAGCUGCAUGAAAUCACGCGUUCUUUCAUCAAACAGACCUACCAGAAACAAGACAAGAGCAUCAUCCAGGACCUGAAGAAGAACUUUGAGAUCGUUAAACUGAUUACAGGAUCUCUCGUGUGCUGCCACCGACUCGCAGUGACCGCUUCGGGGAAUAACGGCCUCUCCGCUUCAACCCUGGUGGAUGGCCGAUACACCUACCAGGAGUAUCUGGACAGCCACCUGCGGUUCCUGGCCUUCUUCCUUCAGGAGGCCAGCCUCUACCUGGUCUGGAACAGAGCCAAGGAGCUCUGGGAGUGCCUGGUCUCGGGUCCGGAUGUUUGUGAGCUUGACCGUGAGCUGUGCUUCGAGUGGUUCACCAAAGGACAGCAUGACCUCGAGAGUGAUGUUCAGCAGCAGCUCUUCAAGGAGAAGAUUUUGAAACUGGAGCCGUAUGAGAUCACCAUGAACGGCUUCAGUCUGUUUAAGACCUUCUUUGAGAAUGUGAAUCUGUGUGACCAUCGUCUGAAGCGCCAAGGAACUCAGCUGUGUGUGGAGCGCCUCGACCUGGCAGGGAUGGAUUUUAUUUGGCGCAUCGCCAUGGAAACACCUGACGAAGAGAUAGCCAAUGAGGCGAUCCAGCUGAUAAUCACUUACAGCUACACCAACCUCAAUCCGAAAAUGAAGAAGGAUUCUGUCUCUUUGCACAAGAAGUUCAUCGCUGACUGCUACAAGCGGCUAGAGGCCGCAAGUUCGGCUCUGGGAGGGCCGACUUUAACCCAUGCUGUUACCAAGGCAACAAAGAUGCUGACGGCCACUGCCAUGCCAACGGUAGCCACAUCUGUACAAUCACCUUCCAGAUCCACAAAGCUGGUGAUCAUUGAAAGACUGCUGUUGUUGGCUGAACGCUACGUCAUCACUAUAGAGGAUAUGUACUCGUUUCCUCGCACUAUUCUACCUCACGGGGCCUCUUUCAACGGACACCCCGUCACUCUUCACGUCACCUAUGAGUCAACCAAAGACACAUUCACCCUCGAGACCCACAGUAACGAGACGAUAGGAAGUAUUCGGUGGAAGAUCUCCGAGCACUUGAGCUGUCCAGUGGAUAACGUCCAGAUUUUCGCCAAUGAUAGUGUGCUGACCAUGAACCGAGACCAGAAGCUGCUCUCUCAGCUCGGCUUCAGCGACGAGCAGAGCCUGACGGUGAAGAGCUCCGGCACCGGGACUCCGUCAGGCAGCUCUGAGUCCUCAGCCUCGGCUUCUAGCAGUUCCAGCUCUGCCGUCUUUAACUCAGCCUACGCCUUGGAGCAGGAGAAGUCCCUCCCUGGGGUGGUGAUGGCGUUGGUGUGCAAUGUGUUUGAGAUGCUUUACCAGCUGGCCAACCUUGAUGAGCCUCGGAUCAUUCUUCGUGUGAGGAAGCUGCUGCUGCUAAUUCCAACAGACCCUGAAGUGCAGGACGCACUAGACAACUUUGUUCCCAAAGAAUCCAGCGUCUGGAGCCACCAGAAAACUCUUUUCACCCUUGGUCAGGGCUCAGGCUCUCGUUCUCCAUCGGUAACACCAAAACAGCAGCAUCAGCCCAGUGCUGCAUCCAUCCUGGAGUCACUUUUUAGAUCCUCUGCCCCCGGCAUGUCUACCUUCAGAGUGCUUUACAAUCUCGAGGUGUUGAGUUCCAAGCUGAUGCCAACAUCGGAUGAUGAGAUGGCCAAAACCAGCAGCAAGUCCUUCUGUGAAAACUUCCUUAAAGCCGGAGGCCUUAGUCUGGUGGUGAAUGUCAUGCAGAGAGAUUCAAUCCCGUCUGAAGUGGACUACGAGACCAGACAAGGAGUCUACUCCAUUUGUCUUCAGCUAGCAAGGUUCCUUCUGGUGGGUCAGAGCAUGCCCACAGCGCUGGACGAUGACGUGAUCAGGGACGGCGAUGCGCUGUCGUCUCGGCCGUUCCGUAACGCGGGGCGGACAGGACGACAGCUGUCUCUCUGCGGGACCCCCGAGAAGUCCUCCUACAGGCAGAUGUCUCUGUCAGAGCGCUCGUCCAUUCGAGUCGAGGAGAUCAUUCCCGCUGCUCGUGUUGCCAUUCAGACCAUGGAAGUCGGUGACUUUACCUCAACCGUAGCCUGCUUCAUGCGUCUGACCUGGGCUGCUGCUGCAGGCCGCCUGGACCUCGUCGGUAGCCAGCAGCCAAUCAGAGAGACCCACAGCUCGCUGCUACCACAGGGAGUCCGUACCAGAGUCAGCAGCACUGGGAGUAACUGCAGCUCCAGCAGCGAAGGAGAGACCACCCCGACAGCGUUGCAUGCUGGGAUAUGUGUCCGACAGCAGAGUGUCUCCAUCAAGGACGCCAUCAUCGCCCGCGAGGCUUUGUCGCUGUUGGUUACCUGUCUGCAGCUGCGCUGCCAGCAGAUGUCUUCUUUUUACACCCUUCCCUCCGUCAGCGAUUUCAUUAUUGAUAUUCUGCUGGGAUCUCCCAGUGCAGAGAUCCGCCGUGUGGCCUGUGAUCAGCUGUACACUCUGAGUCAGUCUGACACUUCAGCCUUCCCUGAAGUCCAGAAACCCAACCUGUUCCUGCUGUCGGUCAUUCUCACCGCUCAGCUGCCAUUAUGGAGUCCCACGUCUGUCAUGAGAGGCAUCAACCAGAGAUUACUGUCCCAGUGCACUGAAUAUUUUGACCUAAGGUGCCAGCUUCUGGAUGACCUAACCACGUCAGAGAUGGAGGUGUUGAAAGUGAGUGCAGCCAACAUGCUGGAGGAUGAGAUUUCCUGGCUCGACAACUUUGAGCCCAGCUGGAGCUCUGAGAUGGAGACCAGCGAGGCAGACAACAUCCUGCUGGCAGGACACCUCAGACUCAUCAAGACCUUGCUCUCUCUCUGUGGAAACGAAAAAGAACACCUCGGUCCAUCUCUGAUCCAGCAGUUGCUCGAUGACUUCCUGUUUCGAGCGUCUCGUAUCAUCAUCAACAGCUCCAACCCCACCCCGUCUCCAGCCCCGAGCCACGACUUCCACCCCAAGUGCAGCACAGCCAGCAGCAGGUUGGCAGCCUACGAGGUCCUGGUGAUGCUGGCCGACAGCUCGCUCCCAAACCUGCGCCUCAUCACCAAAGAGCUCCUGUCCAUGCACCACCAGUCCGACCCGUCGCUCUGCAAGGAGUUCGAUUAUUUACCCCCUGUGGAGAGCCGGUCAGUCUCGGGUUUUGUUGGGUUGAAAAACGGAGGAGCGACUUGUUACAUGAACGCCGUGUUCCAGCAGCUCUACAUGCAGCCUGGCCUGCCUGAGGCCUUCCUGUCCAUCGAGGACGACACAGACCAGCCGGAGGAAAGCGUCUUCUAUCAGGUCCAGUCCUUGUUUGGCCACCUGAUGGAGAGCAAGCUGCAGUACUACGUGCCAGAGAACUUCUGGAAGAUCUUCAAGAUGUGGAACAAGGAGCUGUACGUCAGAGAGCAGCAGGAUGCCUACGAGUUCUUCACCAGCCUGGUGGACCAGCUUGACGAACAUCUCAAGAAAAUGGGUCGGGAACAAAUCUUCAAAAACACGUUUCAAGGGAUUUAUUCUGACCAGAAGAUUUGUAAAGACUGUCCACACAGAUAUGAGCGGGAAGAAACAUUCAUGGCCUUGAACCUUGGAGUGACGUCCUGCCAGAGUCUGGAGAUCUCAUUGGACCAGUUUGUCAGAGGAGAGGUGCUCGAGGGCAGCAACGCGUACUACUGUGAAAAGUGCAAGGAGAAGAGAACAACAGUGAAGCGGACCUGCAUCAAAUCUCUACCCAGCGUUCUCUGCAUCCACCUCAUGCGAUUCGGCUUCGACUGGGAAAGCGGACGAUCCAUAAAGUACGAUGAGCAGAUCAGGUUCCCCUGGGUGUUGAACAUGGAGCCCUACACGGUGUCUGGCAUGGCCCGGCAGGACUGCAGCGGGGAGGGAGGCGAGGGGAGAGGCGAUGGCACUUCAGGAGGAUCCCCCAGGAAGAAAGUUACAAUUUCAGAGAACUAUGAACUUGUGGGUGUUGUAGUCCACAGUGGUCAAGCGCACGCAGGACACUACUACUCCUUCAUUAAAGACAGACGCGGAAACGCCCGCGGGCGCUGGUACAAGUUCAAUGACAAUGUGGUUGAGGAGUUCGAUAUGAAUGAUGAGACUCUGGAGUACGAGUGUUUUGGUGGAGAGUAUCGACCCAAAGUUUAUGACCAGUCUAACCCGUACCCUGAUGUGCGGCGGAGGUACUGGAACGCCUACAUGUUGUUUUACCAGAAGAUCAGCGACCAGAACUCGCCUGGCCUGCCGAAGAAAAGCAGAGUCAGCAUCAUGAGGCAGGAGGCCGAGGAUCUUUCACUGUCUGCCCCAUCCUCGCCUGACGUCUCCCCUCAGUCCUCUCCUCGCCCCCCUCGAGCCAACAAUGACCGCCUCACCCUCCUGACCCGCCUGGUUCGCAAAGGCGAGAAGAAGGGCCUCUUUGUAGAGAAGAUGCCCGCCAGCAUCUUCCAGAUGGUUAGGGACGAGAACCUGAGGUUCAUGAGGAACAGGGACGUCUACAACAGCGACUACUUCAGCUUCAUCCUCUCCCUGGCUUCAGUCAACGCAACAAAACUGAAGCACCAAGACUACCAGCCUAUGGCCAAAGAAAGCCUCCAGCUGGCUGUUCACUUUCUCUUCCACACCUACUUGCACACCAAAAAGAAACUCAGGGUGGACACAGAGGAAUGGAUGGCGGCGGUGGAGGUGCUGCUGUCUAAGAGCAGCGAGGCUUGUCAGUGGAUGGUGCAGUUCCUGGUUGGACCAGAGGGACGAGAAAUCAUCAGGGCUUGUUUGUUGGAGUGCAGCGUACGGGAGUUGAGGAUGGUGGUGGCGUCCAUCCUGGAGAAAACCCUGGAGAGCGCGCUGCACUUUGGAGACCCGGGACUGGACAGUCUGACCGACGCCUUGCUGUCAUUGCUCGACAAAGACGUUCCUGAAAAUGUGAAAAACUGUGCCCAGUACUUCAGCCUCUUCAGUAACUUUACCCAGAGGGGUUGCGGGCCCUGCCAGCUGCUGCUGAAGCACUCAGCCUACCGUCGGAUGCUCAUCUUCCUUUUAGGGCCCAAUCGCCAAAACAACCAGAACCGACGGUGGAGUCCAGCUCAAGCUCGGGAGUUCCUCCACCUCCACAGCACUCUUGCGCUCAUGACGCUGCACUCGGACCUGACCCCCCAGCGGACCCUCGCUCCAGGAGGAUCCAAGUUGCCUGCGAGUAGCGUCCAGUCCUCCGGCUCUCUCCUCCCGCUCCACCCUGACAUUCUCGCAUCGCUCUUCACUCCAGAGGGACAGCCUUACCUUCUCGAGGUGAUGUUUGCAAUGCGUGAGCUGUCAGGGCCUCUGUCUCUUCUGAUAGAAAUGGUCACCUACUGCUCAUACUGUAAUGAGGGCUUUUCCCUGGGAGUGCUGCAGCUGCUAAAGAGUCAGCUGGAGACGGCUCCACCUCACGAGCUGAAGAACGUUUUCCAGAUGCUGCAGGAGAUACUCGUGGUUGAGGACCCUCUGCAGUCCCAGAGACUCAAGUACGCCUUUGAGUCAGAAAAAGGUUUGUUAGCUUUGAUGCACCAGAGCAACAAUGUGGACAGCAGGCGCUGCUACCAGUGUGUAAAGUUCCUGGUCACGUUAGCUCAGAAAUGUCCUCCAGCCAAAGAUUACUUCAAAGACCUGUCCGGUCACUGGAGCUGGGCCGUGCAGUGGCUUCAGAAAAAGAUGACUGAGCAUUACUGGACCCCACAGAGUAAUGUCUCCAAUGAGACGUCCACCAAUAAAACCUUCCAGCGCACCAUCUCUGCACAGGACACCUUGGCCUACGCCACGGCGUUGUUAAACGAGAAGGAGCAGUCCGGCAGCAGCAACGGCUCCGACGGCAGCCCGGCGAACGAAAACGCAGAGCGCAGCCUCCGACAGGGCUCAGAGUCUCCCAUGAUGCUCGGCGAUUCAAAGAGCGAUCUAGAAGACGUGGACUCCUAACUCCUCCGGCUGGCGGGACUACUCCGACGGAGCGGCGGCACAGGUCCAGGCGGCCGGUUCGAAAAUGGGCGGCGCUUUGCCCUCUGGUUGGUCUGGACUCUUGGGGACUGCCCACAGGAAGCCAAUCAGGACACUUUCUCUCGGUCGCCAGGGCAACCAAGGAGCGGCGAAUGAAUCAUGAAUUACUUCCUUUCAGAGCGGCCAGCGGGACGGUGGCGACAAAUUAUCUUUAAGUGGGCACCGUAGCCGAUCGGGGCGGGGACGCGCCCUCACGGAGGACUUCCGUCUAGCCGUUUAUAUUCACUCGUUCACUCAGAAUGACAUGGAGGUGGGGGAUGGGCUCGGGCGGUGUUUUACCGAUGUUCUGCUCAUGUUUGCCAAUAUGUAUUUGCGACGGGCAUGUUCACGUUGUAAUUAAGAUGUGUCCCAUAGGUAAAAAAAGAUUUCCAGUGUAAGAUAAUAUUUUAAAGUCUUCUCCACAGCCAUGCAAAAUGAAGGAGGCCACAUUAGAGCUGCUCUAGAGGAACUCCUAGACGUGUGUCUGUACAGGAACACCUCCACACGAGCUCCUGGGGGUGGGGGGGUGGGGAGGGGUGGGGUUCAGUAUGCACUUUAUGGUCCAGCCCAGGCUAUUGUGAUGUACAGCAGCGUGGGUCAGUUCCUCCAGAGCAGCUUGGUGCUGUGCUCUUCUUCUGUUUUUUGUUUGUUUUUGUUUUUUUUUUUGCUUUUAGCAAUGGUUGCAGUGCCACUUACUCGAGCCGCUCUCCCUGUGACCGGACCUUUGACCCGGGGCCACAGGGACGGCGUGUGUGUGUCAGGAUCAGGACAGAUCAGCAGAUCUCAGACUAGCAGUGCCAUAGUCAGCACUCAAUCCCCUCUCCCUCUGUUCCUCCCGCUGACGGGCCGACUUCCAUUGCUUUCCACCUCCGCAUUUUCAUCUCUCUGCCACUUUUUCUCUUUUUUUCUUUUUCCGGAUGGCUUUCAUCCGACGGACGAUCCUCAGCCUUAUGCAACCUGAUCUGGGAGCGCUCGGAUCAGUCUUGGCAGGCCACCAGUGCCGACUGAAGGGAAGCUCAGGAGCACGUUUUCUUCGUUUCGUUUUGUUUUCAGGUGCCAAGGGUUACAUUCACACACAUGCACACGGAGAAUGACUCAUUCAGCUCGCUCACAUUUGCACACAGGUCCUCCUCAAUUCAUUGUUACCUCUGAUCUGUUGGCUUUUUUAUUUUUUUGUUUCUUUUUGCUUUGCCUUCUUUGCGUCCGUUUGCCUUCGUACACACUCACGGGUGAGCUUAACCCAGACGUAGCUCCAGUUUUCGCUGGAGACAAACGUCGCCCCUUACACCAAUUGUCGGGAGUCUUAAAGUGCCUUAAUCUCCCGAUUUAAGCCGCCGCCCUCACAUCUUCAGUCGCCUGCUUCACCGCCGUCUCCUGUAGUCACUUGAGCUGGCUGUGGGAGCGCAACAGGGCUCGCUCAUCUCCAUUCCUGUCCCAGGCCACACAGGGAAUCGCCUCUGUGUUGUGUGACUAAGGGUCCUCGUGAAUGUAGCUGGCAGGGGUUGCGGCGUACAUGGGGGGGGGUCUAGGCGAUGGUAAAAAUGCUGCUUCUUUUUCACUCUGUUCCCAGGCAGGGAGGCUUAGUAGAAACCGGUGUAGUCUGUAGUUCAGGGGAGGCGGCUCUGUCGCUCACACAAGCUCAGCGGGUCGACUCUCAGCUUUCACAGGUCAAUGUUUACAGUGUGAGGACCUACAGUGUGAGGCGACGAUGCCGACGGGCUUUGUGUUGAACUCACCGAUGCUCCACGGCAUCCUCACAGCCCCAGAGAGAGGAAAACACUGCUCUAGCCCCUCCAUUCACCCCCUCCUCCCCCCUCCUCCUUCCCCUCGGUCUCAUUAGCUGUGAAUGUCACGACGUGCUCUCCGGCACGUUUGCAUGUGUGGUGGUGAAGUUUGUGCUUUUUUUUUUUUUUCUUCAGCGUGACGGAUCAAAAAUCAGCCCCCCGUGUUGUUUGCUGUGUGAUUAGGUAUCAUUAGCACUUACUGACACAAACGAGGCCGCUCCGCUCCGCUCGACUCGCUCCGUGCUCUGCGAGGGAGCAGCGCGCCGUCUGUGCCAGGCGACACGUGGCCAUGGCAACGCGAGCUGCAUCCAGCCGAGAGCGUCUCGUAUAAGUUCGGCCCUCCUCUACACCGACACGCAAGGAUUUGAAGACGGGGCAGGGGCUCUAAAACGGUCUUUUGUUUUAUUCUGGGAUGCGGGGAGGGACGAGCAGGUGCGUGGGUUGGGGACUGGCAUCCAUACGGGUUUUUACUGUGUUUCAAUUUGGAAAGAUCACUUCUGAGAGCGCAGCAAUCUGUAAUGCAUGUUAAAAAAAAAACUCAAUUUUAAUUUGUACAUCAGAGUUUGAUUAAGGGGAAAUUUGAUAUAAAAUAAACUGCAAUGCACAAACCUUUGUAAAGAUAGUUUUCGUGCAUGUCUGCGCAUCGUCCCGAUUCUUCGAACGGUCGUUGAAAAAAAAAGAAAGCACACCCCUCUCCCAACUUUCAGGUAUUAAGUCUGAAGAGAUAUUUAACACAUCUGGUUUUCAGCCGAUUCUAAAAUCAUUUACAUCUGACAGAAACACAUUUUCCACCAUUUCAUUCCAUAUUACACUCAAACAAACCCAGAGGAAAGGUUGUUGGUGAGAAACUAAAAUCACCCCUUGCUGCUUUCAUAGGGUUGACGGGGCUUUGCAAAAGUAUUCACACCCUCUGAACUUUUUCUCAUUUUGUCACCAUACAAUCUCAAAUUUUAACGGGGGUUUGUGUGAUAAGCCAACAGAGAGUAGCACUGAAGUGGAAAGGAAGUUUUUUUUUUUUUUGUUUUUUUUAGAACCCAAACGGUGGUUAGUAUUUGUGCUAGCCCCUAACUCACUACAACCAAAUGCCCUCAGAAGUCAGCAAAUUGGUCAAAUAGAGUCCCCUUGUGUGUAAUUACUUAUUGGUGUAAACCCUCAGAUGUUUCUUAGUGAACAAGCAGCGUCAUGAAGACCAAAGAACACAGCAGACAGGUCAGGGAGAAGGAUUAAAACAGGAGCGCUGUUAAAUCCGUCAUCUGAAAAUGGAGAGGCCGUUGUGGAACUGCGAAGCCUCCAGGGCAUGACCGGUCAAGGAGCGCAGCGGCAAAGAGGCCCACAGCUCACUGCACAUCACCCUGAACGCCCCACGCUCAUCCUGAAACACGACGAUGGCAGUAUCAUGCUGUGGGAAUACUUUUGUUCACAGUUAAUGUAGAGAUAAAUGGGGCUAUAAGCAGGCGUGUCCUGACAGAAAUAUUGUUGGAGCCGGGUAAAAAGACUUGAGCCUCAGGUGGCCGUUCACUUUCCAGCUAAAAUCUAAGUCUGACAAGGUCUGUUGCAAGGCUUGCAAUUGUAUGUUCACAUACGUUCUCUGUUCAAUAUCACUGCUGAAUUGCAAGGAAUUAGGAGGGAAAACUAGUCUCUACAUGCAAUUGAUAAAGCUGCAGUUAAUGGUGAUUCUAUGCAUCGACUGCACUGUUACCUGUUUAUUAUAACGCCUGAAACAAUGAGGCCAAAGCAGAGAUGUUUAGCAAAAAAACAUAAACACCUUAUUCCAGCAAUCAAGCACGGUGGUGGAGGAGAGAUGACUUGGCCCAUUGUUGCAGGAUGAACAUAAACUGUCGCCAAAGAUUUCUGGUGUCAAAUGUAAGAGCGUCGCCCUGUUUUGGAGGAAAUUAGAUCCCAAACCCAGCAGCAACUCCACAACGGUAUGAAAAAUAAAUGAACGUGGGGCUCUGCAAUGCCCUAGUUACAGUC